UUUUUUACCCCCUCCGGCGGGGGAGGGGACCGGGGGCCAAGAAAGGACAGCAUGCUGGCUGGCGCGAGUAGAGUGGAGCCUCCGUUCCCCGGGUCCUGAGAGCCCAGCGCGCGGCACCCGACCGUCCGGCCGCGAGCGGGGAGGCCCUCCUCCCGCCUCUCUUGCACAUUGCAGCCCGCCGAUUCGGCCCCGACCCAGACGUCCACACUGCAGGACCCUGGCGGCGCCGACACGCUGAGAAACCAUGAGUGUAAGGUUGCCCCAGAGCAUAGACAGGGUAAGCAGCCUGUCUUUGGGAGACCCGGCGCCCGGACGCAGGCCGCCUUCCCACCUCCACCAGCCCUGUGACGCCUCUGCCGCCUCUGACGCCGCAGGUCUUGUUCAGCGCUGUGUCAUCAUCCAGAAGGACCAGCAUGGCUUCGGCUUCACUGUCAGUGGGGACCGUGUCGUCCUGGUGCAGUCCGUGCGGCCCGGAGGGGCGGCCAUGAGAGCUGGUGUCAAAGAGGGCGACCGGAUCAUCAAGGUGAACGGCACCAUGGUGACCAACAGCUCACACCUGGAGGUGGUAAAGCUUAUCAAAUCUGGCGCCUACGUCGCACUGACCCUCCUGGGCUCUUCCCCCUCGUCCGUCAGCGUCUCCGGGCUGCAGCAGGACCCAGCCCCGGCCGGAGCCCCCCGAGUCGCCCCUGUGGCCCCACCACCACCUCCGCCUCCGCCCCCGCCCCCUCCACAGCACAUCACGGGGCCCAAGCCGCUGCAGGAUCCCGAGUUCCAAAAACACGCCACCCAGAUCCUUCGGAAUAUGUUGAAGCAGGAGGAAAAGGAGUUACAGCGGAUCUGUGAGGUGUACAGCCGGAACCCGGCCAGCCCGCUGGAGGAGCAGAUGGAGGGUGCCCGGAGGCGCGUCACUCAGUUACAGCGCAAGAUCCAGCAGGAGACAGGUGGCUUGGCGGACCUGCUGCCCCUGUAUGGUGACACCAGCCAGCGAUCAUCAGAAGGCCGGCUUUCUCUGGACUCCCAGGAGGGGGACAGCGGCUUGGACUCUGGGACAGAGCGUCUCCCCUCCCUCAGUGAGGCGCUGAAGAAUCGGAACUCCGCCUUAUCAGACCCUGGGCCGGACAGUCCCCGAACCUCCCCGGUGAUCAUGGCCAGGGUGGCCCAGCACCACCGGCGGCAGGGCUCGGAUGCACCAGUGCCCAGCGCCAGUGACCAGGGCACAGACCAGAGCCCAAAGCCUUUAAUCAUAGGCCCAGAGGAAGACUGUGACGCGGGUUAUUUCAACAACGAGAGCGACAUCAUAUUCCAGGACCUCGAGAAGCUGAAGGCCCGGCCAGCCCACUUGGGCGUGUUCCUGCGGUACAUCUUCUCUCAGGCGGACCCCAGCCCCCUGCUGUUUUACUUGUGUGCCGAAGUGUAUCAGCAGGCGACCCCCAGGGAUUCCCGAAGCUUGGGGAAAGACAUCUGGAGUAUUUUCCUGGAGAAGAACGCGCCGCUGAGAGUGAAGGUCCCAGAGAUGUUGCAGGCUGAAAUUGACUUGCGUCUGCGCGCCGGCGAGGACGUCCGCACCGCCCUCCGGGAAGCCCAGGAGGCAGCCAUGCCCGAGAUCCAGGAGCAGAUCCAGGACUACAGAACGAAGCGCACCCUGGGGCUGGGCAGUCUGUACGGUGAGAAUGACCUGCUGGACCUGAAUGGGGACCCUCUCCGGGAACGCCAAGUGGCCGAGAAGCAGCUGGCUGCCCUGGGAGACAUCCUGUCCAAGUACGAGGAGGACAGGAGUGCACCCAUGGACUUCGCCCUCAACGCCUACAUGAGCCACGCUGGGCUCCGUCCUCGAGAGGCACGGCCUUCCAGCGCGGCCGAGAAGGCCCAGGUGGCCCCCGACAAGGACAAAUGGCUGCCCUUCUUCCCAAAGACCAAGAAGCAGAGCAGCAAUUCCAAAAAAGACAAGGAAGCCCUGGAGGACAAGAGGCGAAACCCUAUCCUCAAGUACAUCGGGAAGCCUAAGAGCUCUUCGCAGAGCACAUUUCAUAUUCCCUUGUCCCCUGUGGAAGUCAAACCCGGCAACGUGAGGAACAUCAUUCAGCACUUUGAGAACAACCAGCCAUAUGACGCCCCAGAGCCUGGGACGCAGCGGCUCUCCACGGGCAGCUUUCCUGAGGACCUGCUGGAGAGUGACAGUUCACGCUCAGAGAUUCGCCUGGGCCGCUCGGAGAGCCUGAAGGGCCGCGAAGAGAUGAAGCGGUCUCGGAAGGCCGAGAACGUGCCCCGCUCCCGCAGCGACGUGGACAUGGAUGCGGCCGCGGAGGCCGCCCGCCUCCACCAGUCAGCCUCAUCCUCUGCCUCCAGCCUCUCCACCAGGUCCCUGGAGAACCCCACCCCCCCCUUCACCCCCAAGAUGGGCCGCAGGAGCAUUGAGUCCCCCAGCCUGGGGUUCGGUGCAGACGCCCUCCUCCCCCACCUCCUAGAGGACGACCUGGGCCAGCUGUCUGACCUGGAGCCGGAGCCCGACGCCCAGAACUGGCAGCACACAGUGGGCAAGGACGUGGUGGCCGGGCUGAGCCAGAGGGAGAUCGACCGGCAGGAGGUCAUCAACGAGCUCUUUGUGACAGAAGCCUCCCACCUGCGCACGCUCCGGGUCCUGGACCUGAUCUUCUACCAGCGGAUGAAGAAGGAGAACCUGAUGCCCCGGGAGGAGCUGGCCCGGCUCUUCCCCAACCUGCCUGAGCUCAUAGAGAUCCACAAUUCUUGGUGUGAGGCCAUGAGGAAGCUCCGGGAGGAGGGCCCCAUCGUCAAAGACAUUGGUGACCUCAUGCUGGCUCGGUUUGACGGCCCCGCGCGGGAGGAGCUCCAGCAAGUGGCUGCCCAGUUCUGCUCCUACCAGUCCAUAGCCCUGGGGCUCAUCAAGGCCAAGCAGCGCAAGGAGAGCCGGUUCCAGCUCUUCAUGCAGGAGGCCGAGAGCCACCCUCAGUGCCGGCGGCUGCAACUCAGAGACCUCAUCAUCUCAGAGAUGCAGCGCCUCACCAAGUACCCGCUGCUGCUGGAGAGUGUCCUCAGGCAUACGGAGGGCGGCACCUCCGAGCACGAGAAGCUGUGCCGGGCCCGGGACCAGUGCCGGGAGAUUCUCAAGUACGUGAACGAGGCCGUGAAGCAGACGGAGAACCGGCACCGCUUGGAGGGUUACCAGAAACGCCUGGACACCACCUCCUUGGAGAGGGCCAGCAACCCCCUGGCGGCGGAGUUCAAGAGCCUGGAUCUGACCGCCAGGAAGAUGAUCCACGAGGGGCCCCUGACCUGGAGGAUCAGCAAGGACAAGACCUUGGACCUGCACGUGCUGCUGCUGGACGACGUCCUGGUGCUGCUGCAGAAGCAGGACGAGAGGCUGCUGCUCAAGUGCCACAGCAAGACGGCCGCCGGCUCCUCGGACAGCAGGCAGACCUUCAGCCCCGUGCUCAAGCUCAACGCCGUGCUCAUCCGCUCCGUGGCCACAGACAAACGGGCCUUCUUCAUCAUCUGCACCUCCGAGCUGGGCCCCCCCCAGAUCUAUGAGCUGGUGGCCCUGACGUCGUCGGACAAGAACACGUGGAUGGAGCUCUUGGAGGAGGCCGUGCGGAAUGCCACCAGGCGCCCGGGAGCUGCCCCAGCGUUCGCCCAUCCCCCACCACCUGGUGCCCAGGAGCCGGCCCAGCAGAGCCUCACACCCAGCAGGGUAGGACUGGAUGGCUCAGAUGUGCUCCACGGUGACCCGGGACCUGAGGAGCUGUCUGGAGGCCCUGGGCCCCAGCAGAGGGUCAAGGGGAAGCACCCGGUCCCACUAGAGGAUCCCGAGCAGGAGGGCAGCAUGGAGGAGGAGCCGGGCGCCCCGCCCCACCCCUCCGUGGCCCUGGAUGCAGAGGACAGGGGCCACAGGACCAGGGAUCCCACCCUCCUGUCCCUCCCGGGCCCUCUGGUGGUGGAAGGGCUCGCUGAUGCAGCCCUCCAAGAUGUGGAGAGCCUGCGGCGCCUGAUCCUGUGGGGCCUGCUGCCCGGCCACCCCGAGGGAGCCCAGGCUGCCGGGGAGCCCGAGGGCGACCGCACCCCUACGCCUUCGCUCACAAGCAACGCCUCUCAGCCCCGCAAGCCCGGCUCCCCGGGGCCAGAGAGGGAGCAGCCAGAGCAGCAGGACGUGGUGCUCUGUUCUCUGGAGCACCUGCCCCCCCGGGCCAGGAACUCUGGGGUCUGGGAGUCUCCCCAGCUGGACAGGAAUCCAGAGGAAGAGGCUCUGAGCACAGAGGCAGCAGGAAGCUACAAAGUUGUAAGAAAAGCUGAGGUGGCGGGCGGCAAGGCUGUCCCCACACUGCCCACGAGUGGCCAGUCAGGGCCUGAGCCAACCGAAGCGGAAGGCGGAGCCACGGCCUCGGGGAACUGUUUCUAUGUCAGCAUGCCAGCAGGACCCCCAGACUCCAGCACCGACCCCUCGGGGGUGCCCACAAGCCCCUCCCAGCCUGACAGCCUCCCUGCCUGGCAGACAGAGCCUUGGCUCCUGGGGGAGGGUGGCCGCAGGCACCCCAGCCGCUCCCCCCCCAGCCUGGCCCUCGGGGACAUGAGCAGCAUCUUCCACACCAUCGAGCAGCUCACUGUCAAGCUCCACAGGCUCAAGGACAUGGAGCGGGCCCACAGAGAGCUGCUCAGGUCCCUCGGGGGAGAGUCGUCUGGUGGCACCACACCUGUGGGCAGUUUCCACGCAGAGACGGCUAGAUGGACAGACCACUCCCUGUCACCUCCAGCCAAGGAUGCCCUGGCCUCAGACUCCAGGGACAGCCACCAGCCAGGGCCGUGGUCUGAGGACGGCUCCGACACACCCCUGGAAGACAGCACGGCAUACGCAGCCUCGUCCCCAGGACUCUAACUGUCCAAACACCAAAUCCUCCAUGUCCCCACUCGCCCAGGGGACUGGCCUGAGGCAGGGGCACCCCAGACCUCCGCCCCACAGUAGAGGCAGUCCAGCCCAGCCCCCACGGAAGACCCGCAUGCCCUUGGUCUGCUCAGGUCCGGGUCAAGUUCAGUGUGUUCCCGCCUCCCUGGCCUGGCACCCUGAGCAUGCCAGCUGCACCCGAACAGGCCCCCAGACCCGCAGGUGGCAGGAGGAGGCUCUGUGUAGAUGCACUUUCUUCCUCCCCUCCCCUCCCUGCAGGACCCUGGGGCUGGGGUGGGGUGCCUGCACCCUGGGCCUCUUUGUCACUUUGGUUUCCUAUAAAUAUGUAUGUACUGUUCGUGCAUCUUGCUCUGUAAAUAACUGACCUGUUUCUGUUGUUGGGCGUCCGUUGUCUCCUAGUUAACAGCCUAGCUCCGGGGGUCAGAGCUGAGCACGCCGAUCCCCUGGGGGCAGGAAGGUGUCCUAGCCCACCUGGCUCUGGCCAGGGCCGCUCCCUCCUGGGACUCCUCCUCUCCAGGGGAAUGCCCGACCCCACCUCUGUCCACCCGUCCCCACCCUGUCCCCAUAGAAAACCAGUGUAUCAGGUACGGCCCUGAAAACUGGGCCCCAGGAGGUGAGGUGGGGGGUUGAAUGCUGGAGUCCCCGAGCUAACCCAGGGCUGUCCCUGGGCCCCCACAGCAUUGGCCCCUGUCGCUGGGCCAGCCCCCCACCCUGACUAACAAAAUAUACACACUGUGCUAGGUGUAUAUAUACAUAUAUAUAUAAAUAUAUAUAAUAUAUAAAAUAUAGAGAUGGAAAUGACUGUUUUCCUGUUAAAAUAAUGUAUACUCUUAUUUUCUUUCUUUCAUG
This is a messenger RNA of Hyaena hyaena (striped hyena), 5761 nucleotides long. RefSeq names its product Rho guanine nucleotide exchange factor 11 (gene ARHGEF11). Gene Ontology annotation, cellular component: cytoplasm. The record is from RefSeq and is a predicted model, not a curated record. The transcript is spliced from 41 exons. Gene Ontology annotation, biological process: G protein-coupled receptor signaling pathway; Rho protein signal transduction. The coding region runs from base 245 to 4885 and encodes 1546 amino acids. Gene Ontology annotation, molecular function: G protein-coupled receptor binding; guanyl-nucleotide exchange factor activity. Lineage: Eukaryota; Metazoa; Chordata; Mammalia; Carnivora; Hyaenidae.